GACGUUGGGUCUUCCCGUUCGGCGAUGGCGGUAUUCGACAUGAAUCAAACUUGUUCGGUCGUACCUAGUACGGUACAAACGGACGCGGGCGUUGCGGGUGCUGGUACACUCCUCUCCUUCAUAAUAACAAACAGCAUCUCGUUGCUUCUGAGCGCCAUCAUCGUCCUUCUGGGUCUACGCAAAUCCACCUCCGCCCCGAUAUGUCGGAAAUUGCUGCUGUCGUUCUCCGAUCAACAAAUCAUCACGGGCAUUGGGAUACAAUCGAUAGGUCUUGCCAAAAUGAAGACAAUGGUGCCGUACCACUUUUUCAUCAUAUGGCUCCUCUCGCUACAAUCAACAGCAACAAACCUUGCGACGCUCGUUGCGCUCGUCAAUGACUUCAAGAGAGAUUGGGUGCUACGUUGGUUACGCCAAUUCUUCAUGUUGCUCAACAUGUUUCUCGGCGUCUUGUCUGGUAUUUUCAUAUUGCAGACCGUCACAAAAAAUCUGGAGCCUCGCUUGCCGAUUGCUUGCGUGUGGACUGUCGAUGGUCGUGGAACAGCUUCCAAUGCAGCGCUCUCCAUAGCUGGCACAAUUGCCGUCAUUGCCUGUCAAGUGGUGGUCUUCGUCGUCGCGACAUGGUAUCUGCACAAUCGCACCGAACCAAAAUGGCUCAAGUCCGUCCAGGUUUGCGGGCUUUUAAUUCUGCUCGCCCUGGGGACUGGGGCAACCAUUCGCGUCAUUAUGGUCAGUCAAGCCUUUGGAACUGUGCCCGAGGAUGUGAACUUGGUCGGCCCCAGUGAGAAGGAGUGGAGCUACGGACAGCUACUGCCAUUGCUGUUGCUGGCCUUACCUUUGAUUAAUUUGGUGGAAAUUAUGAGAGGGGAGAUCAGAAUGACUGAGAGUAAGGUCGAUCAAGAUGGUAUGAAGGAGGGUUUGCUGGGAGACACGGAGCUAAAUUAUCAACCAAAAUCACGUUGGAGGGGCAGAUGA
This is a messenger RNA of Periconia digitata, 972 nucleotides long. The record is from the annotation of a GenBank genome assembly. Lineage: Eukaryota; Fungi; Ascomycota; Dothideomycetes; Pleosporales; Periconiaceae.